GGAUAAUCGUGCUUGGAACGUACAAUAGUUAUCGUAGCUGCAAGUCAAGGCAAGUUAACGUGAUAUGCACAUUUUGAUACAAAAUGGCGGGUCAGCGCUGGGUCCUACCAAGAACGUUAGCCGACCGUAUAGCUCUGAGCGUGUUUACUCUAGGCGGAAUAUUUCUACUGUGGUAUGAGAUCUUCCACGUCCUGCCUACGUACUACACAGACUGGGUCAACACAACGUAUACUCAUCUCUUCUUCGCCGUCUUUUUUGCCGUCAACAUCUACGGCAACAUGUUCAUGCUCGCCACCACUGACACGACCGGAAGUGACGUGGUUUUCCCAUCGGGUCCCGCGCCCAGUGGCUGGAGGUACUGCGACAGGUGCGACAGAAACGUCCCGCCGCGAUCUCACCACUGCAAAAUCUGCGACGUCUGCAUCCUGAAGCGAGAUCACCAUUGUUGGUUUGCCGGCUACUGCAUCGGCCACCACAACCAGCGCUACUACAUCGUCAUGGUGGUGUACAUGGUCAUGGCUGGACUGUACUGCAACGUCUUCAACGCUCAGUUCGUCACCAACGUCAAAUUCCAAGAUGGCGUUCGUGUCUUUUCCGUCCUCUCGUUCAUAGCGCCGCACGCGACCUUCAUAUUCCGCUACGAAGACCUCUACACGAGUUUCGUCACUUCCUUGACGACCAUCGGCUUCCUCCUCACGUGCAUAUUCCUCUGGCUGCUGUACGCCCAGUUGUCUCAGCUCGUGCACGGGCAGACGCAGUUCGAAAAGAAGAAAGGAAUGUUGACGUACGACAUGGGACUGUACAAUAACGUUGUGGACGUGUUUGGGAAGAAUUGGUAUUUCGUCUGGCUGUUUCCAUUCGUGCCUUCACGAUUACCAGGCGAUGGAGUAACGUUUAGAUCACGCGAGACUAAGGCCAUGUGAUAAUUUCUGUACCCCACCCGCGAAACAUUUACAUCUCCGAUGUCGUAUUCCGACCAUGUUAAAGGUUGUGAAAGUUGAGACAGCCCGUGAUCGUAACCACUCGACCAACAAGGCCACAAAUGCUUAUCUCAAAUUAAUUUAGUUAUGAAUAUUAUUAUUAUUUUUUUUUAUUAUUAUUAUUAUUAUUAUUUUUUCUUAAACUGUAACGUAAAUUCUCGUUAUUUCGCGCUAAAAUAUAACUCUUUUUUUUUUGCCUUGCCUUGCCUUGCCUUGCCUUGCCUUGGCAGCUCAGUGUGGAUAGUAAAAACUGUCUCCUUAAUCCCCCAGUAAGAUCAAAACCUCCACAACCGUCGUCCGGCUGAAAGAUGACCUUUGACAUUCAAAUACUGCCUACAACCUCAGCUAUGCGCACGGAAUCGUGAAAUUUGUAAUUUGCGGUAAUGGCAGACCAUUCUUUUAAACUGAUAUUAUGUGACUUACAAAAAUGGAACGUUGAUAAAUUUGACUCAUCUAAAGGUGUUAGCUGCACAAUGUUCAAGCAUGGAUUUAAAUUGAAAUAUUAUCGGUGAGAUUGUCAACAAAAGAUUCCAGAAUAUCAUGCAAAUUUAGAACUGAAAAUAUCAAACUUCCUAUAGAAACUGGUAGAUGGUUUAAUAUUGAGAAAGAAAAUGUAAUAAUAUAUGUCACUCGUGCAAUACUAUUGUUGAUGAUGAGUGCCAUUACAUUUUUAAUUGUCUAUUUUAUCUACUGAGAGAAAUGAGUGUGUGUAUAUAUAUAUAUAUAUAUAUAUAUAUAUAUAUAUAUAUGUAUAUAUAUACAGUAAACUCUCUAUAUGUCAAACUCCGUUUUCUCAAACGUCACGCUAUCUCAAAGCAAGAAGUGGGUCCGAACCGUUUCUCUAUAUAAACAUGUAAGAGUUUGUAUGUUUAUCUCAAACUUUGACAUAAAUAUACACAUACGUCAAAUGACUUAUGUGGUCCCAUAUGACAUAUUUACUAUAUAUUUGGUAUAUUUUUGUCGAAGUUGAAAACAUAUUUUCCAUAAAUUAAAAUAAUAAUUAUUUAAUAAAAUUAUUUCGAUAAAUGCUGGGGCCUCCUUUUAAUUUAUUAUGUUUGUGUUCGAUCAUUAGAGGCCAGUGGAUUAACUUGUUGUUAUUGCCAAGUAUGCCUAAUUAGUAUUUAUUUAAUCCGGUCGCUUGAAAGUGAUGGCCUAUGAAACCGCGGCAGUUAUCAAAAGCGGGUAACAAUGAAAGUGGGAUUGGGUAUGUAAACGGUAUUGGAUUAGGUGUUCUUACUAUGAGUGGUUUUAACUUGUUAUUUUAAGUCCAAAUUUUAAAAUAAAAAUAUAAGAGUGUACAAUAUGCAAUAUGUCGGAGAAUGAACGCUGCGAGCAAUCCAGUGAAGGAGAAUUUUACGUUUAUGAGAACUUAGAUGUUUAGUUAUCUCAAAUGUAACGAUAUCUCAAACUAACCGGCUGGCACCAGCAAAUUUGACAUAUAGAGAGUUUACUAUAUAUAUAUAUAUAUAUAUAUAUAUAUAUAUAUAUAUAUAUAUAUAUAUAUAUAUGCAUAUGUAUGUAUAUGUUUGUAUGUAUAUGUAUAUGUAUAUGUAUAUGUGUAUGUAUGUAUAUAUAUAUACACACACACACAGUGAAACCCCUCUAAACCGGACAUCCAUGGGACCAAGUAAAAUGUCCGGUUUUCAGAGGUGUUCGGUUUUCAGGGGUCUGCAUUUACGUAACUACCUUCCCUUCCCCAUUAAAUAGUUCAGCGUAUCGUUUAUUUCUGCUAAUGAUCUUUGCAAACUCUGCUUUAUAAACCUCUCGCUUCUUGAUAAUGUCUCCAAAUGCUGAAUUUCCGAUACUAAACUUUUCACCCAAAAUCUUAACGUUGGUUUAGGUUUACUUUCGAAACUUUUAAUUAUUUGAAGUUUAUAAUGGUGUGAUAGUUCAACACGGCGACAUUUAGCUGGUCGUUUUGUCAUGUUGAAACUCAAUAUGAAAAUAAAAUGUUACUAACAUCUGUUCGACCAUGCAAAGCCAA
Messenger RNA from Gigantopelta aegis, 2964 nucleotides. RefSeq names its product probable palmitoyltransferase ZDHHC24. The coding region runs from base 84 to 923 and encodes 279 amino acids. The transcript is spliced from 2 exons. The record is from RefSeq and is a predicted model, not a curated record. Gene Ontology annotation, molecular function: palmitoyltransferase activity. Lineage: Eukaryota; Metazoa; Mollusca; Gastropoda; Neomphalida; Peltospiridae.